This is a messenger RNA of Sorex fumeus (smoky shrew), 1742 nucleotides long. It is a transcript of the gene ART4, whose product is annotated as ADP-ribosyltransferase 4 (inactive) (Dombrock blood group). The transcript is spliced from 3 exons. Gene Ontology annotation, molecular function: NAD+ poly-ADP-ribosyltransferase activity; NAD+-protein-arginine ADP-ribosyltransferase activity. Bases 294 to 1226 code for a protein of 310 amino acids. The record is from RefSeq and is a predicted model, not a curated record. Lineage: Eukaryota; Metazoa; Chordata; Mammalia; Eulipotyphla; Soricidae.
CUCAGCCACCCAGCCUGACCGGCACCAGGCUUUGGAAUUCCCCGUGUACGGACUUGUUGGGGAGUAUUUUCUGGGAACUGACGUUGGGUUCCCUUUAGAACUCCCUCAUUGGACACACAAGUCUACGAUUAUCCAGAGAUUUCAGCUUUGCAAGGCAGUGGGAGUUGCCGUCCAAAACAUCCACGGAGAAGCUGCUGGUGCCGGGUGGCCAACGGGGGCGUCCGAGGGAUGUAUGUGAGCGAGGAUUCCAGCUGAGGACAGAAGCUUCUAGGACUCCCCGGCCGCGGUGCACCAUGAGGCGGUGGGAGCAGAGUGUCCGUGCACACGCAUACAGUCCCCUGGCAGAGGGAGGCAGUCUGUGUCCUCGCCCCAGGACCCCGCUCCUGCCUCUCUUGCUGCUGCUCUCCAGCCUGCAGGAACCCACGGUUGCCGCCACAAGUGUCAUUGACUUGACACCAGGUUCCUUUGAUGAUCAGUAUCAAGGCUGUAGCCAGCAGACCAUGGAAAUGCUAAAUGAAGGGGAUUAUUUCACCAAAGAAGUAGAAGCCAAUCGGAAUUACUCCAAGAUCUGGCAGAAUGCACACUUAAACUGGCUGAACCAAGAAAAGUCUCUCCCCCCGAACAUGACUAUAACACAUGCUGUGGCCAUCCUAGUUUAUACCCUGAACAGCAACAUCCGCUCCGAAUUCACCAGAGUCAUGGCCAGCACGGGUCAGUCUGCAGCACAGUAUUCACAUGCCUUCCACUUCAAAUACCUCCACUACUAUCUGACCUCGGCCAUCCAGCUGCUGAGGAAACAAAUGCUCAGGAACAAUGACUCUCACUGUUACAAAGUGCGUCAUGAGGCAACGAAUGUGUCCUUGGAAGCAUCCAUUGGUGACACACUUCGAUUUGGCCAAUUCCUUUCUGCCUCCCUCCUCAGAGAAGAUACACCGAAGUUGGGAAACAAAACUCUGUUUAGCAUAUCGACCUGCCUGGGUAUACCUGUGGAGUAUUUCACUCUCAAGAAGGAGGUCCUGGUCCCUCCCUACGAGUUGUUUGAAGUGGUCAAUGUGACCUCCCUCCCAAAAGGAAAUUGGGUGCAACUGCAUUCCACUGGGAACUUCAGUACAUACAACUGCCAACUGCUAAAAGCUUCCGGCAGAAAGCAUCUCCCUGUUCCUGUCAUCGUUGCCUCUCUGUCGCUUUUGACCAGUGCCCUCAUCUCUUCCAAAAGCGGAAUAUAAAGGAAACAUGUGGUUUUGCUCUUCCUGCGCCCUUUUUUUUUUUUUGCCUCAUUUCAGAGAAGGCCCCCAGAAUACCGAGGGGACCUCCUCUCUUGGAAAUCAAUUACUGUAGAACUGGCACAGCGCCUCCCUACAAACGGUGGUUCCUCGGUCUGGUUCUUCUCUGUGAACACAGACAUUCAUGCAGAAAUUGAAAAUGACCCAGUCAGCCCGUGAAAUGGACUCAGGGCAACAGCUUUGAACUGAGAUUGAGAGUGGGGUGAAGACCCUUAAUUUUCAAGAUAGAAUCAAUACAGAAGAGGAAUGACGAGCUGCAAUGAGGGACAAAAGGGAGUUGGGAGAGCGCAGCUUCAACUAAGAUGGAGAUAACACAAGGAAGAGCUGAGAAAUGAAAAGAAACGGCAUCCUGAGGACACGUGUACGAGUCCCUCAAGCAGAAUGAACCUGAAAUUAGAUGCUCCAGCUUUUUCUGUUGUUGUUGUUACAUCAAUCAAUAAAUUGCACUGUAGCACCAUC